CGAAGCUUGAUUGCUCUUCUCCCUUUUUAUAUCAUUCACAACUCUCCUGAACCAUGGCAGGAGGCAAUGCCGAGAAGGGGCAGGGCUACAUCGCGGCCUUGGACCAGGCGCGGAGUCAGGGCAAAUGGGAUGAGAUCCCCGAGUUGAUUCGGAAAGUCACAAAACACGCACCACAAAAGACUUGCCUGAUACAGACCGCAACAGCGGAAUCGCGUGUGAUUGUGUAUCUUCAACAAAAGUCCUCCGGCGACUCGUCUUCUUCCUCGCCCAAUCUCGUCGAGCUGAUCCCGGCCCUGUUGAUGACAAUUGAGAAUAAUGACGGAUCACCACAAGAAUUAUUGCAAGCGCAGGUCUGCCUGGGGUGGAUACAUUGGGCUUUGAACGAACCUGGACUUUCGGCAGCGCGUCUCCCUAAGGAUUUUGCGGCAACACUUGAUAGCUUGGCCAGUGGAGGAGAGCAACCUACUUCAUGGACCGAGGUCUGUUUAGUGAAGGGAUGCUACAUCAAGGCUACCGCACAAUCUACCGCUGCAGACAUUAAUGAGACACUGGAGACAUUUGCAUCUCUAGUUCCGUGGCUACGCGGCGGUAAAUUAACCUCAAUCACCACCCCGCAAUUCCUGAGCUGGUCCGAGUCACUUCUGGGAAAUGGUGCUCUUUUGGCUAGUGAUGAAGCGACCAAGCAUACACCCUAUUCAGAUCCUAGGCAUGCAGAUAUUGCCUUGCAAAUGCUCAGGUUGUGGGCGGCUCAUCCUGCCGUGAAACAGGGGGUCACUGCUAACAACCCAUCGAACGUGGAUUCCUUCGGCCCGGCUCCGCGAGCUUUGGUAUGGACUGCUUAUUACAGGUUUCUCACAGCAGUUCUACAGGGCGGGCUUAUAUACACAGGCCCCAAUGAUGGACCGGACCGCCCACAGCUUUGCAAUGAAUUGCGCCGCGUAGAGACUAUCUACGAACGCAAUCUUCUCUCUGGAGUCAUGUUUCCUACAGCCAGCUCGCAGAACUCGCAAGUCGAGGAAUGGGUGGAGCAGGUGGUCAGUAACUGGCAAGUCUUGUGUGGUCCCGAGUGGCAGGAUUCGGACCUCGGCGAGGGAGGCCAGAAUGCGGUUGGUCGUAAUGUUUUAGAGAUUCUGUACCGGGCAGCGACAAAGACCUAUCACUCUCAUUUGGUACUCCGGCGUCUCUUCCAUGUUCAUUCUGCUUUGGCAGACUUUGACCUCGCUGUGAAGGCGCUCGAUUCCUACAUCGAGAUUGUCACUGCAGCCAAAGAAAGGGCAGAGAAGUCUGCCGAGUCCGGGGAGCUGGAAAAGGAUGAAGUAUUGCUGCAGACGCUCUCUGAAGGAGUCACAUUAUUGAGCUGUGUUGGCUCGUUCGAAGAGGCAGAGAAAGCCCGAGAUCUGACUGAAAUGAUAAGAGAGUAUAUCGACAAGCACAAUACGCCUCCUACAAACGGUCAGGUCAAUGGCAACACUACUAACUUGCCAAACAUCCCCCCCUCCGUGCUGGCCUCCUCCUACCGAGCCAUCGGCGUUGGACUUGCCUGCUGGGCAAGCUGGACUCCUGUGAAUGAAUCACGCGAUGAGAUUAGAGCUGAUGCGAUUCAAUACCUCGAAAAGAGUCUUGCUCCAGAAUUGGGAAGUAGCACAAGCUAUUCCUCACUUUAUACCCUAGGCCUUGUCUUGGCUGAGAACAGAGAUUUAGACACUGCAAUUGACUAUGUCAAGUCAGCUCUGACGCCAAACAGCUUGUCUACUGCGGUAUCUGAUGAUCUUUCCAAAGAACGUGACUUGGUAUCUUUGUGGCAUCUGCUUGCGCUGCUUCUGAGUGCGAAGCAAGAGUUCGAGAUUGCUGGGCGUUCAUGCGAGGCUGCAUUCGAGCAGUUUCCCAGAGAAUUAUUCUCGAAGGGUCAUCGCGAACGGCGUUCAUCGAGGCAUUCGCAAAACCCCAACCAGCGCCAGAUUGUCAGCAGAUUGCAAGGUAGAGAAAAAGAACGCAUCGUCCAAACCCGCAUUACACAGCUUGCGUUCAUCGAGCUCCUGGAAGGGCCCGAAGCUGCUGUCAACCACAGCACACAAUUAUUGAGUCUUUUUGGCACUCUUUUCCAGGACCUGAACCUCGAGGCUGGGGAGACUAAAGCCAAGGCAGACCACCUAGUACCACCAAAGAGCUCUGCCGGAACUACCAAAAGCAUCCGUGGAAGCAUUUUCGGCCGAAACAGAACGACUCAGUUACCAGAUCGCCGUGCUGAUCAGAGUAAUGGUCCUGAUGCCAUCAUUCCACCCACUCCGGCUAUUCCCAAUGGUCAUGUGACGGAUGCCCCGUCAAUCCAAGUCACGGAUGAAGAUCCUCACAGCCGACAGGGAAGACCGCCAACGAUUGGGAGGGCAGACUCCAGGAAAUUGAAAAAGCGAAGUUCAAGCUUUCAUAAAAGCGAGAGGCCGCGUGUUGAAGAGCCCCCGCUUCCUAAUGGAGGUGAAACUUCCGCAGAAUUGGUCGGCAUUGCAUUUUCUGGCAAUACAUCACCAGAGUCCGCGAUCCAUACUACCAAAGGCAAACAGCCACUGCCGGCGAUGGCACACAACAUGAACUAUAAACAAGAAGCUCCUCCCGCCGGACAUGGGGAACAACCCCCUAAGCAGGAUAUCCGACUCCCAAUCGGUGACCGUUUCGACUCUCCGACAAGCGCUGUCACGAAGUUUUCUUUAGUUCAAUCCCAGAAGCACGCCUUAGGUCUUCUCGUCAAAAUCUGGCUUGUUAUUGCUGGUCUUUAUCGCCGAGCGUCUCUGUUCGACGAUGCCCGUGAAGCUUGCGAAGAAGCUUCGAAACAAGCCGCGCGAGUGGAAGCACUUGUUGCAUCACAUGAAUCCUCAGCUCGAUCUUUUAACAAGCGCGGCUGGGGUUCUUCAAAGAGCUCUGAGGAGCUCUGGGCUGAUGUCUACGCUGAACAAGGUCUCUUAUCCCAGGCUCGAUCGAGCCCCCAUCAAGCAAUCAGACACUUUGAGGACGCGCUGCUGCGCUACCAGGACCACCCAACGGCAACUAUUGGACUUGCCAAUCUUCUCUUGGACAUUUGGGACCAGAAAUUGUCCCCAGAGCCAUUGAAUGCUGACGUAGAUCUUAACGCCUCGCGUCUGUCAUUGCUGUCAGAAACCCCCAAGCCCAAGUCCGCGAAGGCCAUCUCGACCGACGAUGUCAAGGUAUCAAGUGUGACCCAGAAUGCGGGUCCCGAGGAGGCUCCUCUAUCUGCACAAGAUGUGGAGCCUAAGCAACUGCACCGUCUCGCGGCCCGCGAUCGCGCCUAUGGGCUUCUUUCGGCGUUGACAAAGCUGGGAAGCUCCUGGGACAACUCCGAGGCAUGGUAUGCGUUGUCGAGAGCAUAUGAGGCUGGUGAGCAGGUCGAAAAACUGAAAGAAGUGCUUUGGUGGUGCAUUGAACUGGAGGAUCGACGGCCAAUUCGGCACUGGUCCAAUAUCGGCUCCGGUGUCUAUGUUCUCUAAUAAGGCAACAAAAUCCUGUAUCUUCUUGUAUCUACCUCAUUUGCCCCCCUGUAGGAACGGAUUUUUUUUUUUCAACGAGAUAUCUUGUUUAUACCAUGAGGACUAUCAUUAUUA
This is a messenger RNA of Penicillium samsonianum, 3611 nucleotides long. RefSeq lists its product as uncharacterized. The record is from RefSeq and is a predicted model, not a curated record. Lineage: Eukaryota; Fungi; Ascomycota; Eurotiomycetes; Eurotiales; Aspergillaceae. The coding region runs from base 54 to 3497 and encodes 1147 amino acids. Gene Ontology annotation, molecular function: protein binding. The transcript has 5 exons.